Messenger RNA from Phalaenopsis equestris, 1966 nucleotides. RefSeq names its product ubiquitin carboxyl-terminal hydrolase 6-like. Gene Ontology annotation, biological process: protein deubiquitination; regulation of proteasomal protein catabolic process; proteasome-mediated ubiquitin-dependent protein catabolic process. NCBI's taxonomy places the organism in Eukaryota, Viridiplantae, Streptophyta, Magnoliopsida, Asparagales, Orchidaceae. The record is from RefSeq and is a predicted model, not a curated record. The transcript has 18 exons. The coding region runs from base 253 to 1692 and encodes 479 amino acids. Gene Ontology annotation, molecular function: proteasome binding; cysteine-type deubiquitinase activity; protein binding.
UUCGGUCCUCUUUAUUUGUCUCUCAUCCCAGGCCCAGCUCGUCGCCGUUUCCCCUUAUACGUCGACCAAUAACGCCGUACUAAUUCUCCGUUAAAUACCAUCUCCGGUUCCAGAAAUCCCCAAAGCAGAUGGUGGAUAAAUCUUCUCUUCGACGGUCUCCCACUUUCCCCUUCCAUUAAAGCUGCCGCUCGAUUUCUUUUUCUAAACUGCUCUCUACCAGUCUUUCACCGGACACGUUCCCAUCAAGCAAGCAUGCCUACUGUGAGUGUGAAAUGGCAAAAGGAAACUUUUCCAGCGGUUGAAAUAGACACCAGUCAGCCUCCUUAUGUUUUUAAGUGUCAGUUGUAUGACUUAACUGGUGUACCUCCUGAAAGGCAAAAGAUCAUGGUGAAAGGUGGUCUCCUAAAGGAUGAUGCAGACUGGGCUACUCUAGGAGUAAAGCAGGGACAAAGGCUGAUGAUGAUGGGUACAGCUGAUGAAGCUGUGAAAGUUCCAGAAAAAGGUCCUGUGUUUAUGGAAGAUCUUCCAGAAGAAGAACAAGUGGUUACUGUGGGCCAGAGUGCCGGCCUCUUUAAUCUGGGAAACACCUGCUACAUGAACUCUACUCUGCAAUGCCUCCAUUCUGUUCCUGAGUUGAAGGCAGCAUUACAGAACUACACAAACUCCGGAAGAAGUAAUGAUUUGGAUCAGUUUUCACAUCUUUUAACGGUUGCAGCACGUGAUCUUUUUAGUGAACUUGAUAGAACUGUCAGACCAGUUGCUCCAUUGCAGUUUUUGUCGGUCUUACGGAAGAAGUAUCCGCAAUUUGCACAGCAGCACAAUGGUGCCUAUAUGCAACAGGAUGCUGAAGAAUGUUGGACCCAGUUGAUUUAUACACUAUCACAAUCUCUGAAAUCAUCAAAUUCAAGUGAAAUAUCUGCUGUUGUGAAGACUCUUUUUGGGAUUGAUCUAGUUAGCAGGAUCCGUUGUAUUGAAAGCGGGGAAGAAAGUUCCGAAACAGAAUCUGUGUAUGGACUGAAAUGCCACAUCUCACAGGAAGUCAAUCACUUGCAUGAGGGGCUCAAGCGUGGCCUAAAAUCAGAAUUAGAGAAGGCUUCCCCUGUGCUUGGACGCGGUGCCAUUUUUACAAAAGAAUCAUGUAUCAGUAAUUUGCCGAGGUAUUUGACUGUUCAGUUUGUUCGUUUUUUUUGGAAAAGGGAAACAAAUCAGAAGGCAAAGAUAUUGCGGAAAGUAGAUUAUCCAUUAGAAUUGGAUGUGUAUGACCUGUGUUCCGAGGAGCUUCGUUCAACGCUGCAAACUCCACGCCAGAUUCUAAGAGAAGCAGAAAAUGCAAAGCUCGGACUGAAAGUGCACAACAAAAACUCUCAAGAAAAUGAUGUCAGUACACCCAAUCCUGAGGUUGCAUUUGGCAAUUCUGUGGAAUCGUCAGCCGCCACUUCAAAUGAAGGAGCUUUAUCUGAGAAGAAAACACAGCUUACUGGUAUUUAUGAUCUUGUUGCUGUAUUGACACACAAGGGAAGAAGUGCUGACUCUGGUCAUUAUGUCGCUUGGGUGAAGCAGGAGAAUGGUAGUUGGGUUCAAUAUGAUGAUGACAAUCCUAUUUUUCAAAGGGAAGAUGAUAUACCGAAGUUAUCUGGAGGAGGCGAUUGGCACAUGGCAUACAUCUGCAUGUUCAAAGCCAGAGUUAUCUGAGAACGAUCCAGAUUUUUUUUUUUUAUUUUACAAUUUAUUUUGAACCUGUUGAGAGAAUAAUAUGAUACUUAAAUGAAGAAUUCAUUCAUUAUGCUGUAUUGAGGGCAUAGUGCGGUACUAUAGCUAAAAUUAGAAUCAGACUUAUAUAAACCUAUACUGCGUUUUUAUUUUAUUUUCUAAUCAAUGCAGGCUCUGUUUGCACUGUCGCUUUGAGCUGAGCUCUCUCACUCUCACUAAUUGUUUUUGCCCAAAUAUGAGACUAUUUAUGCCCUUU